Molecule: messenger RNA, 939 nt
Organism: Capsicum annuum
Lineage: Eukaryota; Viridiplantae; Streptophyta; Magnoliopsida; Solanales; Solanaceae
Product: protein gar2-like
Exons: 3
Coding region: 1-939 (312 amino acids)
Source: RefSeq, a predicted model, not a curated record
AUGGAUUCAGGAGAUGCCUCUAUUCCAAGGAGGAAGACUAGACAACAAUUUUUAAAAUUUUGUGUGAAUUUUAUUGAGAAAAGGAAUAGGUCAUGUCAAAAUGGUAAUCCUACAGGGUCUUCCACUUGUUCAGUGAAUAUUAAAGAGGAUGUGAGUCGUGGGAGGAAAAGAAAAAUGGUGGAGGAAAGCACAGAUUUUGGAAGUGACAAGACAAUAAUGCGAAUAUUGGAAGAUGGAAGUAUGGUAAGAAAUAGGGACAAAGGGCAAAAAAAGAGUGGACAAUGGGAGAGGGAUGAUGAUAUCCUUAAACAGCCUUUCAUCAAGGAAAUAUCUGAUGAUGAUGAUAACUCGGAGGAGGAGGUGAAUGAUUCUGAUGUUGUUGCAAUUGGGGAGGCUGCUGCAGGAUCAGCUGUAAAUACUGGAUCAGGAUCUUGGUCCAACUUAAGAAGCCAGAGGAGUUUGCUAUUACCAAUCGCAUCUUCCGAGUCGAAAUCUAAAGCUUCAUCUUCUGAGUCAGAGUAUGAAGCUUCAUCUUCUGAGUCAGAAUCUAAAGCGUCAAGCGACGAGGAUAGCGAUGACCCCAAUGACAAGAAGUACCGGAUACAUAAAUCCUCAAGUUCUAAAAAAUCUGCUUAUAGAAGAUGUGAUUUUGAUAAUGAGGAAUCCAAAGAUGGUGAUAAAUCGAAAGAUGAUGAUCUGAGUUGUCCAAUAGAGCAAGAUAUCAAUGAAGAAGGAAAAAAGGAGUCAAAUGGUUGGGAGAUAGUACCUUAUCUUGCUGUUGAGGGUAUGUCACUUCGUGAAUCAGUGUGCAUUUUCGUUGAACAAUUUCAACUUUCUAUAGCAUCUGUUCAUGAAGUAGUGCAACCUUCUGCAGCAACAUCAGUUCAAAAAUGUACACUAGUUCAUGAAACAGUGGCACCAGUUCGUUCAAACCAGUGA